Messenger RNA from Micromonas pusilla CCMP1545, 936 nucleotides. RefSeq lists its product as uncharacterized. Lineage: Eukaryota; Viridiplantae; Chlorophyta; Mamiellophyceae; Mamiellales; Mamiellaceae. Gene Ontology annotation, cellular component: cytoplasm; nucleus. The transcript has a single exon. The record is from RefSeq and is a predicted model, not a curated record. Gene Ontology annotation, biological process: microtubule-based process. Bases 1 to 936 code for a protein of 311 amino acids.
AUGGCGGACGCGGACGAGUGGACGGUCGUCGGCGCCAAGUCGCGUCGGAAGAUGAGCGGGAGAUCCUUCGAGGCGCUCCAGCGCGCGGCCGUCGCGGGCGCUCAAACCGCCGCGGAGGACGCGCCGGGGAUGACGACCGAGCGAGCCGCCGCGGCGUUCGAGCGCGCGAGGCGAGAGGUGGAGGCCGCGCCGUUCCUCCCAGCGCUCCUGCGCGCGCUCGAGCCGUCGACGAGCGACGCCGACGACGCUACUAACGCCGCCGCCGCCGACGCCGCUGACGCGACCGACGACGCGAACGACGCCGCGCGCCGCCGCGCGUUCCCGCGCCCGGACGCCGUGGUCGUCCUCGGCCUCGGAUCCCCCAGCGCGAGCCUCGUCUCGCGGUACCAGCUCGCGCUCGCGCUCGCGCUCGCGGAGCGCUUCGACGUCCCGCGCGCGUCCGUCGCGCUCUACGACCCGGCGUUUUCGCCCGUCGACGUCGCGCUGUUGACGCGCGUCCUCGGCUGCCGCGCGAUGACGCGCGAGGCGUCCGACGCGAUCGCGGGCGACGCCGCGACGCCUCGGACGACGCCGACGAUGUUUUUCAUGCCGCACUGCGAGGCGUGGCUGUACGAGAACGUCUUGAGGGCGCACUGGGGACGCGCGGGGAGGGAAGCGAAACCGCCGUUGCGCGCGCACUCGUUUUGCGGGAACACGUUUGAAACGUACGUCGAGCGGUGGGCGACGCGCGGCGGCGAUCCGAAGCGCCCGAGGCGCGUCCUCGCCGCCGCGGGGUUGAUAGGAGACGUUGAGCGCGGCGGGAUCGCGGUCGAGGUGGACCCGACAGGGAGCUUCGACGGGCGAGGCGCGUUCAACGACACGAGCGUCAUGGUCGCGGGGGGCGCGGGAGCGGCGCUUCCGGAGGUGUCCGACGACGACGACGACGAAAGUCCUUAA